Physella acuta is the source of this 1148-nucleotide messenger RNA. RefSeq names its product mediator of RNA polymerase II transcription subunit 11-like. Gene Ontology annotation, molecular function: transcription coregulator activity. Gene Ontology annotation, biological process: regulation of transcription by RNA polymerase II. NCBI's taxonomy places the organism in Eukaryota, Metazoa, Mollusca, Gastropoda, Physidae. Gene Ontology annotation, cellular component: mediator complex. The record is from RefSeq and is a predicted model, not a curated record.
GAAAUUAAAAUACAAUGGCUGCGCUACAGUUCGCCGGGGCUCCGCGAGAAAAACUAACAGCGCUCGAAAAAAUUGAAAAAGAUAUUGCUACAGCACUACAAACCGCAGGCCAGGCCCUCCAGGAACUCUCUAAAGACAAACCAGCUCUAAAACAUGUCGAGGGGCACACAACAAACUUCCUGAAAACAUUGCAAGAAAUUGAGAAUGGACUGAGCCAGCAAAUCAGUUAUUUAAGUCAGGUUACAACCAGUCAGCCUCAUGAGGGCUCCUCCUAUGCAUCACAGAAGGACCUGCAGAUGGCCAUGCACAGGUCUGAGCAUGUCAAAAGUCGUCUGAGUGAGCUGGAGAAGAUUCGCCAAGAACACUUGAGGCAGAAGCAUGUCAUACGCACAUACUCCAUGCCAGAGCAGCAGGUCCAGCAGCCCCACACACCCCAGCAGCCACAUACGCCUCAGCCCCAACAGCAGCAGAAACAGCGUGAUCAGCAAAGAGAACAGCAAGCCCAGUUGUAGUGACCUGCUCUUCCAUUCUCUACACUUGCUGUCUGCUAAGACUUAUAAGCUAUAGGCAGAUAUAGGGAUUAAAUUAAUAUGAUGGAGUCAGCAAUGCCUACAGCUAGUCACCUAGAAAUGGCGUGUCAUUAUCCAUGUGCUAUUCAACAUAGAAUGAACUAUGCUUCUAGAUGAUAUCUUACCUAAAUAUAAAGGGCUGCCGUGGUACUGACUUAUCUGGUAUGAUCAUUGAAAAAUGUUUGUGGAUACUUUAACUGAACUUGAAAAACUUAUUUUGUGUUAUGGUACUACUUGAAGAAAGUUGAAAACUGAUAACACAGUUUUCUUUAAGACAAGCAGAAUGUUGUAUAAUUAUACAUAGGAAGUCAUCUGUCAUGUCUUCGUACAUAAUUUAUAGAAGAUACACAUUUACUGCCUUAUUAUAGAAUGUACUAUACCUUUGAUAAAAUCUGUGUGGUACUAAUUCUGGCUCACUUUAGUUGUGUAAAAAGUAUUGAAUCCCCAGACAGCUUGACUCAGAAUUUGUUUGCAUGUGAGUUAUUUGAUUGGAGAAUGUUUAACACAUUUUACACAAUCAAUUUUAUAACAAACAAAACAAAAUUGUUGUAAAUAAAUGUACAGGGGUAAUAUUGGUAC